Molecule: messenger RNA, 1296 nt
Organism: Talaromyces stipitatus ATCC 10500
Lineage: Eukaryota; Fungi; Ascomycota; Eurotiomycetes; Eurotiales; Trichocomaceae
Exons: 3
Coding region: 1-1296 (431 amino acids)
Source: RefSeq, a predicted model, not a curated record
AUGAGCAGUCAUAUGGAAUGCUCCACGAGCCUCUUAGCAAGCUAUCUCCAUUCCCUCCUCCCUACACAACAGCUUGCAAUACUUUUACUGCACCAUGAAAACUUCAAUGACUUUCCCCUUCAGAUGUUGAAGCAACCCGCCGAAUAUAUCUCACUUCACUCUGGGUUGCUGCCCUCGCCAGCGUCUUACCCAAGCGUACUAUCCUGCGAGCUUAUGGAACUGGUCAUUUGCUCACAGCAGUUGGAUAGAACCACACAAAAUGUGCCAACGGAUCUUACGAAGUCCAUUGCUUCUAGUGGACGCCGAUAUGUUGACGCUGUCUCUCGUUAUGUCACGUCCCAAUAUCGGUUCGUCAUGUCACAGCAUGGUUUGGAAACUCUUAUGCUUGAGGGUCUCUACCAGGUCAACUCCGGUGACCUGCAAGGUUGCUGGCUGAUAUUUCGACGCGCAUUGGAAGUUGCGCAGCUAAUAGGUCUGGAUCAUGAAGACCAGUUUGGCAAGGACACCUCGGACUUUUCAUGGUUUCGUCUUGUCUAUGGCGAUCGUUAUCUGUCACUUCUGUUAGGUGUCCCGUAUGCUGCGACAAAUAAGCAUUUUGCAAGUCAACGUGCAUUGGCAGCAGAUAUGGCCCGCGGUGAAUGCGAUGAUCAUUAUCUGUAUGAUGAUUAUAAGGAGACGCAAGAUAUUGAUGUUGAGCUUCAAUUAGCGACGAGACAAAUGUUCUCAGAGUGGCGGUAUCCCCGGUGGCUGAAAUCUACAAUGUUAGAAACAGAUAUGAGGGAGUUGAAGGCGUCGCUCACAGCACAAUCGACUCACUCCUACCUGCUCAUACUUCUGCAUGUGCCAUAUAUUUUACGAUCUCUUGAAGUUAAAGCAAGACCAGUGACUCUCUAUGAUUACACUUACAAUAAACUCACUGCUGUAGCGGCGAGCCGGGCAGUGGUCUCGCUCUGCAUUCUCUUGCACGACGUUAACUGCAAAAAAUAUUGCUGCCAUGGACCCAAUAUCAAGGCAUUGAUUGCCUCCAUGACUCUUCUUCUAGCGCAUCUUGAGGGACACGAUUUCAAUGACUCCAAUAUGCUGAAACACCAACGGCUCCACGACGUAGGUAUGGUAAAUGAUAUUACUAAAAUCACGGAACAGCCAUCAUAUUCAAACAAAGACAUGGUGAGCAGUUCUUUUGUGCAAGCAAUAAAAGGGCUCUUAACAAUCGAGGCUCGUGCAGCAAACGGGGCAAGGUAUUCCGUCCAGGUUGAGGGGAAGGCUACUGGAAACGCAUAUUGGGGGGUUUUCUAA